AUGUGUUGCAAUAUAAGCAACAUGCUGCUCGUACUUUUCGCCGUGGUGCUUAUUCUACCGGCAUUUCAAGGAGAGGGGUUUUUUCCUGCAGAUUUACGCUGCUCUCUUGCUCUUUUGCACAGUGGAAAUACAUAUUGCAAACUCUCUGGACAUGAUAAAUUUGAAAGUCUGAUUUAUAAAACGUGCGACCUCGUCUGCGGAGGCAGGAAGGUGAAGUUGCCAAAGAAAGCUUGCCCCAACGGUACUAUGCACAAUCCCUGCACUGAAGAAGAGCGAUAUCACCUCCAAAGGUGGGCUAGGGACUUGGAAAACAAGAAAGCAACCAUUCAAGCCAAAUGGUGCAAUGUCUAA
Messenger RNA from Ixodes scapularis (black-legged tick), 351 nucleotides. RefSeq lists its product as uncharacterized. The coding region runs from base 1 to 351 and encodes 116 amino acids. The record is from RefSeq and is a predicted model, not a curated record. NCBI's taxonomy places the organism in Eukaryota, Metazoa, Arthropoda, Arachnida, Ixodida, Ixodidae. The transcript has 4 exons.